Fimicolochytrium jonesii is the source of this 3913-nucleotide messenger RNA. Its product is annotated as armadillo-type protein. The transcript is spliced from 15 exons. The record is from RefSeq and is a predicted model, not a curated record. The coding region runs from base 414 to 3737 and encodes 1107 amino acids. Gene Ontology annotation, cellular component: cytoplasm; nucleus. Gene Ontology annotation, biological process: ribosomal large subunit export from nucleus; ribosomal small subunit export from nucleus; protein export from nucleus. NCBI's taxonomy places the organism in Eukaryota, Fungi, Chytridiomycota, Chytridiomycetes, Spizellomycetales, Powellomycetaceae. Gene Ontology annotation, molecular function: nuclear export signal receptor activity; small GTPase binding.
ACAGCGCGUAAGGAAGCGGUUUAGCAGCGGUUGUUUAUCCAGCGAGCGGAUCCGUCUCGAGGGCCCUUUCCCAACCCCCUCCCGGUCCUGCCUCCAUGCCAACGCAACCGUUUGCCGUGCGCUUCCUGGCACUAGCAACCAACCCCUUCCUCCGCCACCAGCCUGCGUCUUCUGUUGCCCACCACAAGUGAAGCCGCUACAUAUACCUAACCUACUCACACGGACCAGGUGUUCACUGCAACCGGUCCAUUUCGAACUUCCUUCCGCUUUCUCCCACAACUUCGGGAACGGGACAGCCGUUACUCUCUGAGAAAGCACAAACGCUCUUGGGAUAUACAGGAACAGGGCGGGCUACUUCACCAGCAUCGACACUUUCACCUCUUCGACUCUGUAAAUUGCUUCAUACUAUCACGAUGGAGGGCAUCUUGGACUUUAGCGGUGAUCUAGACACUGGGCUGUUCGACGGCGUCGUUAACGCCAUGUUUGUGUAUGGGCCAGAGCAAUCGGUGGCGAAUACAGUCCUCGAGCAAUUCAGGCAGCACCCCGACGCUUGGAAGAGGGUGGACGCUAUCCUUGAGCGGUCACAGGUUUUGCAGUCCAAGUAUAUCGCACUGUCCAUACUGGAGAACUUGAUCAAGAGCAUGUGGAAGAUCCUGCCGGAAGAUCAGCGAGCAGGCAUCAAAAAUUUCAUUGUUGCUUUCAUCAUCAAAAACUCGUCCGACGACGAGACACUGGAGAAGAACCGCCUGCUGCUUUCGAAAUUGAACAUCGUUUUGGUGCAAAUAUUGAAGCAGGAGUGGCCACAUAACUGGCCGACGUUCAUCCCGGAGCUCGUCACAGCCAGCAAGAGCAACCUCUCACUAUGCGAGAACAACAUGAACAUCCUGAAGCUGCUGAGCGAGGAGAUCUUCGACUUUUCCGCCGAGCAAAUGACGUCCGUCAAAGCGAAAAACCUGAAAAACACCAUGUGUGCCGAAUUCUCCGAAAUUUUCCAGCUCUGCCACGAAGUCCUCGAAAAGGCGCAGAAGCCGAGCUUGAUCAACGCGACGCUGGAGACAUUGCUGAGGUUUCUUAACUGGAUUCCGUUGGGGUAUAUCUUUGAGACCAACCUUAUUGAGGUUUUGGAACGGCGGUUUUUCACCGUUCCGGUGUUUCGAAAUGUGUCUCUGAAGUGUUUGACGGAGAUUGCGGCCCUCCAAGUCCACGAACCGGCGUACGAUGAAAAGUUUGUGAAGUUAUACUCGAUCACCGUGGAGAGCAUACCAGCUAUGCUUCCUGUGGAGACUGACCUCAAAGCCACUUGGGACGACCUUUCGGACAACGACCAGCAGUUCGUGCAAAACCUCGCUCUCUUCCUGACCAGCUUCUUCAGUGCACAUGUCAAGGCGCUUGAAUCCGCCACCCUCGUAGAGACGAGUCUGAAACAACAUCUCAUCAUCGGCCACCGGUACCUGCUCGCCAUUUCCGCGGUCGACGAUCGGGAGCUGUUCAAGAUCUGCCUGGAAUACUGGUACAAACUUGUCGGAGAACUGUACGAAGAAAAACACACCUUCCCCGGAACCGUCGAGGUCCCCCUCCUCAACCUCGCCGGCGUCCGUUCCUCCUUUGGCAACAACCAACCCAUGAGGAAGGACAUGUACCCCGAAGUCCUGUCCCGGCUGCGCACCAUCAUGAUUGAGCAGAUGGUCAAACCCGAGGAAGUCAUUGUUGUCGAGAACGAUGAGGGAGAGGUUGUGCGAGAGUCGUUGAAGGAGAGUGAUACGAUUGUGCUGUAUAAGAGUAUGCGGGAGACGCUAGUGUAUUGCACGCAUUUGGAUGUGGAGGAUAUGGAACGGAUCAUGUCGGAUAAGCUGAGGGGACAGGCCGACGGCUCCGAAUGGUCCUGGACAAACCUCAACAAGCUCUGCUGGGCAAUCGGCUCCAUCAGCAUGGCCAUGUCAGAAGAAGUCGAGAAGAAGUUCCUCGUCACGGUCAUCAAGGAGCUCCUCAGCCUGUGCGAGAUCAAGAAGGGCAAGGAUAAUAAAGCGAUCGUUGCGUCGAAUAUCAUGUAUAUUGUGGGGCAGUACCCGCGGUUCUUGAAGGCGCAUUGGAAGUUUUUGAAGACGGUUGUGAAUAAGUUGUUUGAGUUUAUGCAUGAGAUGCAUGAAGGUGUACAGGAAAUGGCAUGCGACACCUUCAUCAAAAUCGCGCAAAAAUGCAAACGACACUUUGUCGCCCAGCAGCUGAACGAGCACAUGCCGUACAUUGACGAGAUACUCGACUCGAUGGAUAUCAUCACUAGCGAUCUGGCUACCCCGCAGCUGCAUACAUUCUAUGAAGCGGUCGGGUACAUCAUCUCUGCGCAGUCCGAGCGCAGGGCGCAGGAACGGCUUAUUAAUCGGUUUAUGGAGGGGGCCAACCGCGCGUGGGACAACUACAUAGCCCAAGCGCGCAUCGAGCCCAACAUCCUCGAAAAUCCGGAAACGGUCAAGAUGCUCGCCAACAUCAUCAAAACGAACAUAUCCGCCUGCACGUCCGUCGGAGCUACGUUCUAUAUCCAGAUUGCGCGCAACUACCUGGAUUUGCUAGCGCUGUAUGCUGCGGUGGGCGGGUUGAUUUGUCAGCAGAUUGAGGUCAAAGGAUACAUCGCAACGGUAACACCAACAGUCCGCGUCCUCCGCACGAUAAAAAAGGACGUCCUCCGGCUCGUCCAAACCUACAUCAGCAAAGCGGAAGACCACGCCACCGUCAUGCACAACCUGAUCCCGCCCCUCCUCGAGACGGUGCUAAGCGACUAUGCGCGCAGCGUCGAGCCGGCGAAGGAUGCGUUUGUGUUGCAUGUUUUGGCGAAUAUCAUUAAUAAGCUUGAGAGUGCUAUGAACGAGCAGGUUCCUGCCAUCCUUGACGCUGUGUUUGAAUCGACGUUGAAUAUGAUCAAUAACAACUUUGAGGAUUACCCUGAACAUCGUGUUGGGUUCUUUAGCUUGAUGCAGGCUAUUAACAAAAACUGUUUCCAAGGUGGGCAAAACGAGCUCCCAACAUCUGCUUCGUAUCCGCUUUACCUGCUGCUGAAAAGAUCCUUGAUUUCAGCCCUCCUCCGCCUCCCACCCCCCCAAUUCCGGCUUUUCCUCGACAGCAUCGUGUGGGCUUUCAAGCACACGAUGCGGGACAUCAGCGACGUUGGCCUCACGAUCAUCCUAGAGAUGUUUACAAACUUUGAGAAACUGGCCGACCCCGUGACCGCGAGCGGGUUCUACCAGAGUUACUUUUUGAGUCUGUUGCAGGAUGUGUUUUUUGUGUUGACGAAUCCGUUUCAUAAGAGUGGCUUCAAACUCCAAACAAUGAUCCUCCGCGAGAUGUUCACCUUGGUAGCCGACACGACGCAGCCGCCGAAGCUGACGGUGCCGCUGUUUGACCGCGCGCAGGUGCCGGAUCCGACUAUGACCAACCAGCGCUUUGUUGGGGAGUAUGUCAUGGAUUUGUUGCAGAGGGCGUUUCCGCAUUUGCAGAGCGCGCAAAUACAAAAGGUCGUCGUAGCUUUAUUCACCACCUGCUCAGACGAACCGGCGUUCAGGACCAAUUUGCGUGAUUUCUUGGUUACCUUGAAGGAAUUCUCGGGCACGGAUAACAGCGAGCUUUUCCUGAGCGAGCGGGAAGCCGAGGCGGAACUGAAGAAGAAGAGCGAGCUGGAGAAGGCGUUGCAGGUGCCGGGGUUGUUAAAGCCGAGUGAGAUGCCCGAUAACGGUAUGGGGGAAUGAACGAAUGGACUCAUUCCGCGUGCAUGAACCAGCGCCUCCCGACCCGGCAACCACACAAACACAUAUAAUCGAACAUACAGCGGAGAAGAUGGGAGAGGAGGGACAGUUGGUAUCUGAUCUUCUUCUGCUCCAGAGAUUAACAGUCUCACCCCUUAUUCCUCGCCCCUUAUUUCCGU